UUAUGUACACAGUAAACUGUGUUUGACAUUCUCCAAAUGAGCUGAAUUUAACAUUUGACAUUUUACGUCAAUCGAACUAUUUGGCAAUUGACGUGGAUUGUUGGACAUUCACUUUGUUCUGCUUUCAAAAUUACAAUAACAUAGACGAAUACAGAAGGGAGAAGAAAAAAUGAAUGAGCAAAAUAUUCCAAUUGACAUUCACAUCGGAAAGUUGCUUGAAUGGUUGGUGAGUCGCCACAUCGUUAGCAAGACAUGGCACACACGAAUUCCAGAGAUCCGGAAUAAAAUCGCUCAUGCCAUCAAUGAUAUGCCAAGUCAUGAGCAACUCGUUAAACUCUUAUCUGGAACUCAUAUUCAUUAUUUCCAUUGUGUACAAAUUAUUGAAAUUCUAAAAACCACCGAAGCGGAUACAAAAAGCGUAUUUGGCCGUUACGGUAGUCAACGUAUGAAAGAUUGGCUUGAAAUAUCGCGGCUAUAUGAGCGCGAUAGUGUAUAUUUGGGCGAAGCCGCACAAACUCUCGUCCGAAAUGUACAAUACGAAUUGCCAAGUAUUAAAAAACAAAUUGCAAAAUUCGAUCAAUUGAUCGAUGAGGCUCAAAAGAAAAUCCAAGAUCAAACGGCAACUGAAGCCGUUCUGAAUGCUCAACGAACGGCUUUGUGCCAGAAAUUGGGCAUUAAAGGCGAACAUUUACGCGAAGAGUUUUUAGAUAAACUAAAAGAUUUGCCCGGAUUACUCGAUGAAAUCACGGUAUUGGCGAAAAAAGUAAAAGAAGCUACACAAAUAUACGAGAAAGCAUCGAAAAAUACCGAGUGUUUGCCCAUUUUACGUCACAUUAUUGAGAAAGGCAAUACAACCGUCUAUGAAUACAUUCAUCAUGAAGCUCCGUUAUCGAUUGAAGAGCCACCCGUUGACAUAAAAUUGACGAUUGAUGAUAAUGGAGUCAUCGGUACUGCGAACGAAAUCGAUUUUGGAGAGGGUGAAAUUGACUUUGGAAACGAUAUCGAUUUUGGUAACGUUGAAAAUGAGGUGACUCUGGAAACAGGCGAUAUUGAUUGGGGAGUCGAUGAACCAAACGCUGAUGCAAUUGAUUUUGAUAUUUCAUUGAAAGACAGUGGCAUUACAAUUGAAAGUAGCGGCAUGGAAGGCGGUGUGGCAAGAAACAAUGAAGCAUUAACUGUUCUUGAAAUUUAUCGUGAACACUUUUUGGAUGAGUUAUUUGAGUUGGAAUCAUUUUUGAAAAUGCGUCAAUUCGAAUUAAACAGUUUAGAAAAUUCCAAUACGGCAACUUUUUUGUUUCUGGAGGGCAUGGAUGACCAUUCGGCAAAAAGCAUUUCACCAAUAUUGACUGAUGUACAAGCUGUUUUGGAAAAGGCUACUGAUGAAUUACUACAACAUCUGCACCAGCUCAAACAUUCUGAAAAAUAUGGCGAUAUAUUGGCUGGAAAGUUGCAGCAAAAGGUGGUUUCCGUGCAGAAAAUUGAACAGACGAGAAAAUUACUAAAGGAUAAAAUUGAGCAGUUCAAAAAUGAAAAGGCUGGCAUACAACCAUUAGUUGGCAAAGUAACUGAACAGACCAAACAACUUCAGAGCAAAAUUGAAGCAGACAUUUCAAAACGGUACAAAAAUCGACCGGUUAAUCUUAUGGGCGGAAUAAAUGCAUUUUAACUUGUCUGUUGAACUCUGAAUAAAUACCAUCAACGGUUUUUUGUAUUCGAUACAUAG
Molecule: messenger RNA, 1723 nt
Organism: Contarinia nasturtii (swede midge)
Lineage: Eukaryota; Metazoa; Arthropoda; Insecta; Diptera; Cecidomyiidae
Product: CDK5RAP3-like protein
Exons: 6
Coding region: 170-1666 (498 amino acids)
Biological process (GO): regulation of mitotic cell cycle; regulation of cyclin-dependent protein serine/threonine kinase activity
Cellular component (GO): endomembrane system
Source: RefSeq, a predicted model, not a curated record